AACCGCGGGACCCACUCAGCGCAGUCACCAGGGGGCAGACACCAUGGAAACGGUCCUGGAGCAGUUGGCGGGGCUCGAGUCCUUCCCUUCCCCGUACUUUGAUGAGGACGAUUUCUUCACCGAUCAUUCCUCUAGGGACGCCCUGGACGCAGACGACUUUUUGGAAGACGAUGUAGACUUCUUGGCCGGUCAGAUCCAAGACUAUUACAGAGACAGCCGAGUGCUACACACAGAUGACGAUUACUGCGACGCCGGCAACUUCUCCUUCUCAUCCUCCUCGUCCGGCGGCUUCCCCUAUGAAUGCGGGGACGGAGGCUGCGAUUUGUCGCCCGGGAUGAAAGGAGGGAGUCUGGUCAUGAAGCGGAGGAGGCGGCUGAGGUCGGACGCGGAGAUGCAGCAGCUCAGGCAGGCGGCGAAUGUCCGGGAGCGGCGCAGGAUGCAGUCUAUUAAUGACGCCUUCGAGGGGCUCCGGUCGCACAUCCCGACUCUGCCCUAUGAGAAGCGACUGUCCAAGGUAGACACCCUGCGACUGGCCAUUGGCUACAUUAACUUCCUCAGCGAGAUGGUACAGUCCGAUCUGCCGCUCAGGAACCCCAACAGCGACUCUGGGAACCAACCCAAGAAAGUCAUCAUCUGCCACCGGGGCACAAGAUCCCCAUCCCCGAGUGACCCAGACUACGGGCUGCCUCCCCUUGCGGGACAUUCUCUCUCAUGGACUGAUGAGAAGCAACUGAGAGACCAAAACGUUGUCAGAACGGCCAAAGUGUGGACUCCUGAGGAUCCCAGGAAAUUAAACAAAUCCCCAUUCAGCAACAUCGAAAACGAACCCCCUCUGACUUUGUGCCUUGAUAUGUGACUGUGUUUGGGUCGGACUCCUUUGGUUCCACUCGGUACCGAUCUGUAUAUAUAUAUAUGUACAUAAGACUUAAUUUAUACACCCGCUCUUUAUCAUUCCAAUGGCAAUCACCACUUUUGUAUUUAUAUAUUUAUUACCGAUUUGAUUAAUUGUAAUUG
Messenger RNA from Xenopus laevis (African clawed frog), 1014 nucleotides. RefSeq names its product pancreas specific transcription factor 1a L homeolog (gene ptf1a.L). Lineage: Eukaryota; Metazoa; Chordata; Amphibia; Anura; Pipidae. Gene Ontology annotation, cellular component: nucleus. Gene Ontology annotation, molecular function: DNA-binding transcription factor activity, RNA polymerase II-specific; protein dimerization activity; sequence-specific DNA binding. Gene Ontology annotation, biological process: developmental process; regulation of transcription by RNA polymerase II. The record is from RefSeq and is marked provisional.